Messenger RNA from Hymenoscyphus albidus, 1179 nucleotides. The record is from the annotation of a GenBank genome assembly. NCBI's taxonomy places the organism in Eukaryota, Fungi, Ascomycota, Leotiomycetes, Helotiales, Helotiaceae.
AUGUCGCGAUCAUCGAAUCCGAUCCCGGCCACUCCAAGGGUUAUCUCCCCUUCUCCUACACCAUCCGAAGCCCGAGAGACGUCGCAAGACAGUUAUUUUGGACCCGUUACAAGAUCUGCAAGGAAGAAAUCGGAAGCGCAAGCACGUAUAGAAGAAGAUCUAGACGAAGAUGAAGAUAAAAGCGACGACCUGCGAAGGGCACGAUCCAAAAGCCGGAGCCCGAUGAGAGCUCGAAAGGUAGUUGGCCUUACACCAGCAAAGUCAAAGAAAGCUUCAAGUGCGGUUCAAAAGUCAACGCCAUUAGUAGCGAAUGGAGCGGGAGCUGGACCAGAGCCCAACGGCCACCUUUCGCCUUCAAGUGCGAACGCGGGCUGGAGUUGGAGAGAUUUUAGUCGAAGUCCAAGCCCUUUAGGACUGAUUCCCAUACACAGACAGUGGAGGUCAUUCGUGCAUCGCCACGAGGUCCCACGAAAAGUGUUGCACGUCUCAAUCGGAUUUUUUGUCAUUUGGGCGUACAUACAUGGACUGCAAACUUCCGACAUCACUCCAUGGCUGAUGGGAGCCCUGGUGCCGAUUGCCUCCGUCGACUACGUACGUCACAACUAUCCUCCUUUUAAUAGAUUUUAUGUCCGAGUGAUGGGCGCCCUUAUGCGGGAAACCGAAUAUGAAGGGUGGAACGGUGUCAUCUGGUAUCUGCUUGGAGCCUGGAUCGUACUUGGUUUUUUUCCGAAGGACAUCGGAGUGAUGGGUGUACUCCUUCUCAGCUGGUGUGAUACAGCCGCAAGCACUGUCGGAAGAGCAUAUGGCCGUUACACACCUCGCAUCAGACGCGGCAAAUCUCUUGCCGGGUCACUGGCGGCUUUUGUUGUUGGUGUGUUUACCGCGGUGGGAUUCUGGGGAUACUUGGCCUCUCGACACGGUAGCUUUCCAGAAGAUAUCAACUGGCCGUUUAUGUUUACGGGUACCUUGUCCCUUCCUGGUGCUAUUCGAGAUGUGAUCGGAUUGACCGGAGCUCAAACGACCAUCGGGGGAGGAUUAGCUUUGGCAGUAAUGAGUUUAUGGACGGGGUUUGUGGCAUCCGCCAGCGAGGUUGUGGAUGUCUUUGGCUGGGAUGAUAAUCUCACGAUUCCGGCACUUAGCGGACUUGGUAUGUGGGGAUUUCUUAAGGCUUUCGGGUAG